Messenger RNA from Colletotrichum orchidophilum, 816 nucleotides. RefSeq lists its product as uncharacterized. The transcript is spliced from 3 exons. Bases 1 to 816 code for a protein of 271 amino acids. Lineage: Eukaryota; Fungi; Ascomycota; Sordariomycetes; Glomerellales; Glomerellaceae. The record is from RefSeq and is a predicted model, not a curated record.
AUGGCUGCAGCACGUCCCACAGGUCUCAUCGCCAAGAAGGGCAUUGAGCUCUUGACUUUCGGCACUCCGAACGGCUACAAGGCCAGCAUCAUCUUGGAAGAGCUGAAGGAAGCUUACGGGCUCCCUUUUGUGGUCCAGAGCAUCAACAUCAUGCAAAACAUCCAGAAGGAGCCGUGGUUCACAUCGCUCAACCCCAAUGGCCGCAUCCCUGUCAUCGUGGACCAUGACAACGAGCAGCUUGCUGUAUUUGAGGGCAAUGCUAUCCUCAGCUAUCUGACGCGGAAGUACGAUACUGAGCACAAGUUCUCAUUCGCCUUCUCAGACAACGACUAUACGCGAGCUGAAUCUUGGGUUGGCUGGCAACACGGUGGACUGGGUCCCAUGCAAGGUCAAGCGAACCACUUUGUCAGAUUCUCCAAAGAGAGAAUCCCUUACCCUACGCAGCGCUACGUCGGCGAGACGGAGAGACUCUUUGGCGUCUUGAACACGCACCUCGCCGAGCGGGACUUUGUCGUUGGCCCAGACCGCGGGCGGUACAGCAUCGCUGAUAUCUCAAUGAUCGGAUGGGUUCAGGGAGCCCCCAUGGCCGGUGUGGAUAUUUACCAGUUCCCGAACGUCAAGGCUUGGUUGGACAGGUGCUAUGAGAGGCCUGCUGUUCAGAGAGGCAUUCAGAUCCCCAGUUCUCCAUACAUGUCCAUCGCUAGUAUGGAGCAAAGAUUGAAGGAGGAGAAGGAUCUUGUCGAGAGUGAAGCCGAAGUCAGGAAGCAGGUUGACGAUGCUAAGAAGGCUUACGGAUACGUUUACACGUCGCCAUAG